Messenger RNA from Sphaeramia orbicularis (orbiculate cardinalfish), 984 nucleotides. RefSeq names its product proteasome 20S subunit alpha 6b (gene psma6b). The record is from RefSeq and is a predicted model, not a curated record. The transcript has 7 exons. The coding region runs from base 92 to 832 and encodes 246 amino acids. NCBI's taxonomy places the organism in Eukaryota, Metazoa, Chordata, Actinopteri, Kurtiformes, Apogonidae. Gene Ontology annotation, cellular component: proteasome core complex; proteasome core complex, alpha-subunit complex. Gene Ontology annotation, biological process: ubiquitin-dependent protein catabolic process.
GGCCAUUGAACUUCCGGGUGAAAAUAUUGUGCAUGAAGAUUUGGUUGCAAAUUCAUUUGGACGAACUUCUCGGUUAACUUAACCUUUUAAAAUGUCUCGAGGCUCAAGUGCAGGGUUCGAUCGACAUAUUACCAUCUUCUCUCCUGAAGGACGACUGUACCAAGUUGAAUAUGCUUUCAAGGCCAUAAACCAAGGUGGGCUCACGUCAGUAGCAGUCAGGGGGAAGGACUGUGCAGUUGUUGUAACACAGAAAAAAGUACCGGACAAGCUUCUGGAUGCCUCCACAGUCACCCACCUUUUCAGAAUAACAGAUAAUAUUGGAUGUGUAAUGUCUGGGAUGACAGCUGACAGUCGGUCCCAAGUCCAGCGAGCCCGCUAUGAAGCAGCCAACUGGCAAUACAAGUACGGUUAUGAGAUUCCAGUGGACAUGCUCUGCAAGAGAAUUGCUGACAUCUCACAAGUCUACACGCAGAAUGCUGAAAUGAGACCACUGGGCUGCUGUAUGAUCGUAAUCGGCAUAGAUGAGGAGCACGGGCCCCAGGUGUACAAAUGUGACCCUGCAGGAUAUUACUGCGGCUUUAAGGCCACAGCCGCCGGGGUGAAGCAGACAGAAGCCACCAGCUUCCUGGAGAAGAAAGUGAAAAAGAAACUGGACUGGACUUUCGAACAAACUGUUGAGACUGCCAUCUCCUGUCUGUCAACUGUUCUCUCCAUUGACUUCAAGCCCUCGGAGCUGGAGGUGGGAGUUCUCACAACGCAGGAUCCAAAGUUCAGGAUUCUGACAGAGACUGAAGUGGACUCCCACCUGAUGUCCCUGGCAGAGCGGGACUGAGCGAGCAGAUAAAGCGUCACCUGUUGGAUUAAGUUUAGAGCAUGAUGGGAAAUCCGUUUCCCAGAUGGAGACUGGUGUUAUCUUUGUUUGCUGUACAUUUACCCCACUGUUUCAUUCAACAAUAAAAAAAAAAAGUUUUUGGAGUAAAAUAA